Molecule: messenger RNA, 225 nt
Organism: Blepharisma stoltei
Lineage: Eukaryota; Ciliophora; Heterotrichea; Heterotrichida; Blepharismidae
Source: the annotation of a GenBank genome assembly
AUGAAAGAAGCGCCCCUCGUCGAGGCUCAAGAUAAAGGAACUAUACAGCCCAAGAGAAAAAUGAAAGGAUUGAAGCAAUGAUCUAGAAGCAAAAAAAGUCAAGAAGAUUGAGAAAUUUGAAUUUGAGAUAAUUUGCCUUGAAGUGGAGUGCAUAUGAUUUUUAAGUGGGAGCAGCUUACAAAAGCAAGCAGAAUGGCUUGGAUAAAAUGCUUGAUGGCCUAUUAG